AUGGCUCAAAAUAAGGUUGCCUGUCUUCAGCAAAUGGCUCAUAUCAUGGAAACCACCAUAUUGGUUUCACUUCUUCAGCCAGCUCCUGACGUCUUCAAUCUCUUUGAUGAAAUAAUCUUAAUGGCAGAAGGGACGAUCAUUUACCAUGGCCCUCAUCACUGUGUUCUUGAGUUUUUCGAGAACUGUGGUUUCAGGUGCCCAGAAAGGAAGAGCCCAGCUGAUUUCCUCCAUGAGGUCAUCUCGAAGAAGGAUCAAGCACAGUUCUGGUGUCACUCAGGCCGGCAAUAUCAUUAUGUUCCAGUUGAGCGGUUUGCAGAAAGAUUCAAGGCAUUUUCUGCGGGACAGAAGUUAUCGGAGGAACUUUCACAGCCACAUUGUAUGCUCAAAGGUGCCAAGGAUGCUCUAUCCUUCAGUACAUACUCUCUGAGUAAACGAGAACUAUUCAAAGCUUGUUGUAGUCGAGAAUGGAUUCUUGUGAAAAGAAACCCAAUUGUAUAUGUUUUAAAAAUGAUGCAGCUUAUGUUCCUUGCAUUCGUCACGAUGACUGUAUUUAUGCGAACACAGAUGAGUGUUGAUCUGGUUCAUGCAAAUUACUACAUGGGUGCCCUUUGUUACACCCUUCUCUUGCUCAUGGUCAAUAAUAACCCGGAGUUGUACCUGACUCUUUCAAGGCUUGCAGUAUUCUACAAACAAAGAGAUUCAUACUUCUAUCCUGCAUGGGCAUUCUCACUCCCUUCAUCUGUACUCAAGAUCCCACAUUCUUUGGUUGCGUCUUUGUUUUGGACAUCGCUUACUUAUUAUGUAAUUGGUUAUAGUCCAGAAGCAGGCAGUUUAUAUUUCCAACUCUUAAUUGCAUUCUUAUUGUCUCACCUUUCUAGAUUCUUCUGCCAAUUCCUUCUAUUUUUCGCGGUCCAUCUAAUGUCUGCAUCAAUGCAACGUGCUGUAGCAGCGGUAUUUCGCACUUUUAUGGCUGCUACAACGGUGAUGUCCUUUUCUAUAUUGAUAAGCCUCUCAUUUGGAGGCUUCAUACUUCCACUGUCUUCUAUUCCGGCUUGGAUGACCUGGGGAUUUUGGGUUUUUCCACUGUCUUAUGCAGAGAUAGGUGUUACCGUCAAUGAAUUCCAUGCGCCGCGAUGGAGACUGAUUUCAUCGGCAAAUGUAAGUGUUGGGGAGCAAGUAAUGAGAAAAAGAGGUCUGCUGUAUGAAUCCUACUUCUACUGGAUAUCUUUGGGAGCUCUGUUCGGGUUCAUUGUAAUUUUGAACACUGUCUUCAUCUUGGCCUUGACAUUUCUGAAGUCUCCAAGUAGGUCAAGGGCUGUGAUAACCUUUGAAAAGCUUUCCCAAUUACAAGGAAAAGAUGAUUGUAAUUCGUCAGUUUUUCUGCCGAUCUCAAGCAUGGAACAAAAAAGAGGAAAAGUUACUUUACCUUUUGAGCCCCUGGCUUUGUCAUUUCAGGGUGUGCAGUAUUUUGUUGAUAUGCCCCGGAAAAUGAAAAGUCAAGGUAUGGCUCGGAAAAACAUCCAGCUUCUAAGAGAUGUCACAGGUGCAUUCAGGCCUCAUGUUCUUACAGCCUUAAUGGGUGUCAGUGGAGCAGGCAAGACAACACUUCUGGAUGUUCUCUCUGGAAGAAAAACUUUUGGUACUAUUCAAGGAGACAUUAGGAUAGGAGGGUAUCCCAAGGUGCAGGAAACAUUUGCUAGGAUAUCUGGUUACUGUGAGCAAAAUGACAUACAUUCCCCACAUAUUACCGUUGAAGAAUCUGUUAUACACUCAGCUUGGUUGCGUCUUGGGCCACAGAUCAAUGAAGAGACUAAGAUGGAAUUUGUAAAUGAGGUUUUGGAAACUAUUGAGCUUGAUGAAAUUAAAGACACUUUGGUUGGAAUUCCCGGUAUAAGUGGUCUCUCUAUAGAGCAGCGUAAAAGGCUGACAUUUGGGGUGGAGCUUGUCGCGAACCCAUCUAUUAUGUUUAUCGAUGAACCUACAUCAGGUCUAGAUGCAAGGACAGCUGCAAUUGUGAUGCGUGUGGUGAAAAAUGUAGUUCAAACAGGAAGGACAGUAGUUUGCACCAUCCACCAGCCAAGUAUUAACAUAUUUGAAUCAUUUGAUGAGUUGAUUCUAAUAAAAAAAGGUGGACAGGUUAUUUAUUCUGGUCAGAUAGGUCAGCAAUCAAAGAGUGUUAUUAGUUACUUUGAGGGGAUUCGAGGCAUACCAAAGAUCAAAGAUAACUACAACCCCGCAGCAUGGAUGUUAGAAGUUACUUCUACAUCUGUCGAGAGACAACAUGGCAUAGACUUUGCUCAAAUUUAUAAAGACUCGUCUCUCUAUCAGGACACCAAAAUGCUGGUUGAGCAAUUGAGCAUACCUCCUCCAGGCUCAAAGGAUUUACAUUUUUCCACUCGUUUUUCCAUGAAUAAAUGGGUCCAGUUCACAGCAUGCUUGACGAAACUUCACUUAUCAUAUUGGAGAAGUCCUCAGUACAACUUGAAGAGAAUCUCUUUUACCUUUGUCUCGUCAUUGUUCCUUGGCUUACUUUUCUGGAAACAUGGGAGCAAUAUAAACACAGAGCAGGACUUGUUCAACAUAGCAGGAUUCAUGUUUAGUGCAGUAACUUUCUUGGGCAUCAAUAACUGUCAAUCGGUUCAGGAUUUUGUGAUGAAGGAACGCCUUGUAUUGUAUAGGGAACGAUUUGUUGGAAUGUACUCGUCUCAUAUUUAUGCCCUUGCACAGAUAGCCAUUGAAAUUCCAUAUGUGUUUGUUCAAGCAGCCAUCCAUGCGAUUAUUGCAUAUUUUUUAAUUGGGUUUCAGUUUUCACAUAAUAAAUUCAUGUGGUACUUUGGCACCAUGUUCUUGACAAUACUUUACUACACCUAUCUGGGAAUGUUGAUUAUAUCCGGUAGUCCAAGUAUGCAGAUUGCCAUGGUACACUCAUCAACUAUCUUCACCGUGUCCAAUAUCUUUACGGGUUUCUUAAUACCAAGACCUCAAAUCCCAACAUGGUGGGUGUGGUGCUAUUGGAUCAGCCCAUCUGGCUGGGCUCUAAAUGCGCUCCUCACUUCUCAAUAUAGUGAUAUGGACAAGGAAAUAGAUGUCUUUGGGGAAAACAUACAGGGCAAUUCCUUUUUAAAAGACUUCUUUGGGUUUCACCACGAUGAAUUAGGUCACAUCGCCAUCAUCUUGGUUGGCCUGCCUCUCCUAGUUGCUUCUCUCUUUGUUGUUUGUAUUGCAAAAUUGAAUUUCCAGAAGAGGUAAAGCCAAUGGAACCUUUGCUUUUCUUUUCUUUAUAAAUAUGUUUUUAAGCUGUAGAAGAAUGGUUAUAGCUUCUUGAAUAAAUAUGAAUUAGUGACAAACCUUUCAGUGA
Magnolia sinica is the source of this 3358-nucleotide messenger RNA. RefSeq names its product pleiotropic drug resistance protein 3-like. The transcript is spliced from 16 exons. Lineage: Eukaryota; Viridiplantae; Streptophyta; Magnoliopsida; Magnoliales; Magnoliaceae. Gene Ontology annotation, cellular component: membrane. The coding region runs from base 1 to 3249 and encodes 1082 amino acids. The record is from RefSeq and is a predicted model, not a curated record. Gene Ontology annotation, molecular function: ATP binding; ABC-type transporter activity; ATP hydrolysis activity.